AGGGAGCGAGAGAAAGAAAGCAGCCUGGCGAGCCAUCGGCGCAACCGCUACGCGGCGCUCUCGCCCCCCCAAUUUCAUUUCGGUGCUCAAUUGGCGUCAUUUGCCGAAGUUGAGCGUCUGAGCGCGCCGCCACCGCCCGCCACCCUUUCCGUCUUGCCUCUAAUCCGCCCACAUGUGUCGUCUGCGGGAGGGGAACUCUUGCGGGAGGUGACGCUCCUCCCAAGGAACACACGGAGAGGGCGCGAGGCGAACGGAGCCCGCCUGCACCUCCAUUGAAACAUUGGCCAAGAAGACGGACACACCGAUGCUGGCUGCCGACGAACGCAAAAAUACUCCAAAUAGACAAGAGCGCCCCCCCCCCUCCCCUGCUUCAUUUCCAUCCAAGUAACCAACCCGCUUUUCUGCAUUCACUGGGACAACCUCUCCAAAAAUUGUGGGCGAAAAAAAAAUCCCCGCCCUCACCCCCCACCAAAAAGAUUGAUCUGACGUCGUGCGAGCAACUGGAUACGCUGUGAAAUCCUCCGCCAACAAAGAACCCGACCCCCCCCUACCCCCAUCUCUCUCUCUCUGGGUUUGGCGCACGCAACCUGCACGAGCCAAACUCCUCCUCCGCCUCCCUCCGGUCGCUCUCAUCUUCUCCCGCCCUCCUCCUCCUCCUCCGCCGCCGCCGCCCCCCUCCGGUCCUCUAUGCUCAGUUCGGUGUGCGUGUCGUCUUUCAAAGGGCGCAAGGGUGGGAACAAGUCGUCCAACAAAGCAUGUUCCAGCGCCGACAUGACUUGCCCGUCGGAAAGCGAGAAAAUCGUCAUCAACUGCGGCGGGGUGCGCCACGAGACGUACCGCAGCACGCUGAAGACCUUGCCCGGCACGCGGCUGUCGUGGCUGACCGAGCCGGACGCCUUCAGCAACUUUGACUACGACCCCAAACUGGACGAGUUCUUCUUCGACCGCCACCCGUCCGUCUUCUCGUUCAUCCUCAACUACUACCGCACGGGCAAGCUGCACUGCCCCAACGACGUGUGCGGGCCGCUCUUCGAGGAGGAGCUGGCCUUCUGGGGCAUCGACGAGACCGACGUGGAGGCCUGCUGCUGGAUGAACUACCGCCAGCACCGGGACGCCGAGGAGGCGCUGGACAGCUUCGAGACGCCCGAGCCCGAGGCGCCCGACGACGACCCGGCGCUGGGCGGCGCCGACGGCGACCUCAAGAGACUCUGCCUGCAGGAGGACGCCAGGAGGGCCGGCUGGUGGAAGACCUGGCAGCCCAAGAUCUGGGCGCUCUUCGAGGACCCCUACUCGUCCAAGUACGCCCGGUACGUGGCGUUCGGCUCGCUCUUCUUCAUCCUCAUCUCCAUCUCCACCUUCUGCAUGGAGACGCACGAGGCCUUCAACACCAUCCUGAACAAGACGGAGAACGUGACGGUGGGCGGCACCACGCGCGAGGAGACGGUCUACGAGGUGGUGACGGACAGCUGGCUGACCUACGUGGAGGGCGUGUGCGUGGUCUGGUUCACCAUCGAGGUCCUGCUGCGGGUCAUCUUCUGCCCCGACAAGGUGGAGUUCUUCAAGAGCACCCUGAACAUCAUCGACUUUGUGGCCAUCCUGCUCUACCUGGAGGUGGGCCUGAGCGGGCUCUCCUCCAAAGCCGCCAAGGACGUGCUGGGAUUCCUGCGGGUGGUGCGCUUCGUGCGCAUCCUGCGCAUCUUCAAGCUGACCCGCCACUUUGUGGGCCUGCGCGUGCUGGGCCACACGCUGCGCGCCAGCACCAACGAGUUCCUGCUGCUCAUCAUCUUCCUGGCGCUGGGCGUGCUCAUCUUCGCCACCAUGAUCUACUACGCCGAGCGCAUCGGCGCCCACCCGGACGACCCGGCGGCCAACGCCCACACCAACUUCAAGAACAUCCCCAUCGGCUUCUGGUGGGCCGUGGUGACCAUGACCACGCUGGGCUACGGCGACAUGUACCCGGAGACCUGGUCGGGGAUGCUGGUGGGGGCCCUGUGCGCCCUGGCCGGCGUGCUGACCAUCGCCAUGCCCGUCCCCGUCAUCGUCAACAACUUUGGCAUGUACUACUCGCUGGCCAUGGCCAAGCAGAAGUUGCCCAAGAAGAAGAACAAGCACAUCCCCCGAGCGCCCCAGCCGGGCUCGCCCAACUACUGCAAGCCCGACGCCCUGGCCAUGGCCACCGCCUCGCCGCAAAGGCUGCUGGGAAACGUCCUGGGCGGAGUGAUGGGCUCGGGGGGCAUGGGGGGCGACUGUCCUCUGGCCCAGGAAGAAAUUAUCGACAUCAACAGAGAUUCCAAGCAGAACGGCGACGCCGCCUCGGCCGCGCUGGCCAACGAAGACUGCCCCGCCAUCGACCAGGUGCUGAGCCCCGACGAGAGGAGCCCCAUCGGGCGGGGUCCCACCCGGGAGCGCUACCAGCAGGACCGCGCCUGCUUCCUGCUCAACACCAGGGAAUUCCGCCCCGCCGACGGGAACGUGCGCAAAGAGGCAGCAGCCCCGGCGCCCAGCCCAGACUCCCCUCUGACGGAGGACUGGUAUAAGAUGGAAGGGUCUCUGUUACAGCAGGACCUCAAUGCAAACUCCACCUCCUCCUGGAUCAAACCGUAGAGCAGAGUGUUAAGUUUCUAGCGUCGGCCUUCUCUGCGUAACGAGGAGCCCUUAAGCGCUUCACACAUAUUUGCGGCGGGAGGGAGCCACAUAAGCGGCGAGCGUGACGUGGAUGGACGUUUUGAAAGGAGAUCUUUGGGUGACCAGAGAGAGAGGGGGGGGGGGGGGGCUCACCUUUAAAGCACCACUUCCCAAAAUUCACACGCUCUGCUCCUGCUCACGUCGUUACCAAAGUAGCCUCUCGGAACUCCGCUGAUUGCAUUUUUUUUUCUUCCACCCCUUUUGGGCCGAUUGACUGCACAUUGCACUGACACACUUUGGGAAAAGGGGGGGCGGGGCAGGGGGGGGACUCCCUAACGACACAUUCCAGAUGACGUCGCUCGGAAAACAUCACCACGGCCAUGUUUCCGCAACCAAAACAAACUUGUCCUCACAAGGGACUGAAUGAGCAAUGUAGCAUCUCUGCUAACGCUGUAGCAUCACUUGGCCGGGAAACCACUCGAGCUGACGGAAGAGCGAGACAUUUGGACCAUUUGGAGGUCGCGACCUUCCGUUCCGUUCCGAGUAAAACACCCCCGGCGGGUCCACGAGAGACCGACGUCUUCACCUUCGAGCCGACGAGCCGCAUCAGGGUGGAGUUUAGCGCUCGCCGCCGAAACGUUGUCUUCCAUUCCCUCCUCGAAAAGGCGCCGAUUGAAAAGCUAGCGUAACCCAUGUAGCAGCAUCCGCAUUCCACGCCCUUUGACCUUGAGCCCCUCCUGACGUUUUCCGCUCAUGUACUCUAAACGGGGGUGGAGGAGGAAGGAGGCUCCCGCCCCAACCGCCUUCUCGCCACAUCGUCCAGAAAGGAGCCGCUCGCAUCCUCGUCAAAUCAAGCACACGGAAGCGAAAGGAGAACUUUUUCACUCGAGGAGCUCCGGACGACUCUCGUCGGUCUUUGGUCCGAUCGCAAGUGUGAUGAGGAGGAGGAAUGGACAUCACACCCUUACCCCUCCUCAGCCCUCCCCCCCUUGCCACAAGGAUACUUUUUAUUUUAUUUUAUUUUUAUGAUUAAAGGAACCAAUCUGACCAAGCCCCCCCGCCGCUAGCGCACACAAAGGCCUACACUGCCAACAAGGCACAAGAAGCCGCAGAUGAAUACUGCCCAGAAUGUCCCUGUUGCCGCCAGCGGGCCACUUCACUGGCGAGUCGAUGUCAUGAAACAAGCAGAAACGGACAGAGUCUAGAUCUAGCGUUCCCCCCCCCCCCCCACAUCCUCCCCCCCAAAAUAAAAUAAAAAGAGGGAGAGACAGAACAAAUCUACAGUAUAUAUUUUGAUAAAACAAAUCUAGCUAUGGCAUUGGACGGAAUGAGAGAAAAAGUCAUAACGGAUGCACAAUGUGAAAAUUUGCCAUGAAAAAAACAAAACAAAAAUCCUGGGGGGGGGGGGGGGCGGGAAAAAAAAGGACAAGUUUCGGCUGACUACAGUUGGCUCCGAGACACAGCGAAGACAUCCUCAUGCAUGGAUGGCAAGGGAUAUACCCCCCCCCCACCCCCACCACCACCACUACCCUGACUUCAACAAACGAGGGGCGGCGGUGGCAUGGGGGGGGGGUGCAUUUUUCUAACUUUGUUUACCAGCAUGACUCCUUUGCAUGACUGUCUUUUCUGCAAGCCCUUAGUUGAAGACAAGGGUGCUAGAGAUACAAGAACAUAGAUAUAUACAAAAAGAGUUGAAAAGAAAAUGUUAUAUGCAAUUCAUGUUUGAAAAAAAAGAGAGAUUCUAAUGAAAGAGAAGAUAUAUUUUGUUUUGAAAAGGUGAAAAAAAAAUGUGAAUCUUGAAACGUGUGUGUGAGUGUGUGUGUGUGGUUGCAACGUACGCCCGGAACUGUUUUGUGGAAUGAAAUCUGUCCGCUUCUGCUGCCCUCCCGUCCUCAUUCCGGAAUUUGGCAUCCAGAGCAACGUGGUUGGAAAUGCAAACAUCUGUUUGGAAGUGCUCGAUAAAUACGGUUGAGUUGAGAAUCUCAUCAGCCGUCGUCAUCAUCCCAGACUUUGCCGACCGUUAGCUUGCGUGCAAAGUUAGCACGGUGACCGUAGCAGCGGCAGCAGCAGCAGCAAUUCAAAAAAAAAAAAAAAAAGCUCUCCGUACGUUGUCUGCUUCAGUAAGACUCUUUCACUGCAUUACUUCUCUCUUCCCCCCCCCCCUUUGGCAAUAAUACAAGAGAAGUUGAGAGCUGACUGUUGCAGGGCCAAGCGGGCGGAGUAGCUUUCCCCAUUCCAUUCCUUUCUCCUCAUUUUUUUUUUCCGAACAUUGUCAUUGGUGUCAGAAUUCUUUGGCCUUUGGGGUGCAACAUAUAUCUAUAGCUAUCUAUCUAUACAUCUAUAUCUAUAUACACAUAUAUAGAUAUAGAUAUAUAGAUAGCUAUAUCUAUCUCAUCUCGCAGUUUAAUCAAAAGUGAUGUCAGGCGAGAUUUCAGGUUUGCAUGGAAGCGACUGUCGUUCCAAAGUUUGUUUUUUAAGGACUCAGGUUGUGUUGAUGGCACGUGCGGCCGCGCGGUCGCUGUUCGGCGCUUUUAUUUCUGAUCAACUGAAGUCGUGAAGACCCAACAGUGAUGUGGAUAGAAAACAAACAAACAAAACUCAGCACACGCUCCUAAAUCUCCACAAACAAAACACUGACCAGUGUUUCUGUGUCGUCGAGCAAAAACGUCUUCCUUCCCAGAGGCAAAUGACAAGACACUCGGAGUGUGUCAAGGUAGCCUGUCUUAUUUAGUACCGUCGUCUUUUUGGGGAGAUGGUCUAGCUAGCAUGGGCCGCGACGCAUCCGACCUGGUCCGCGUUGGCUCUGAUUGAAACAAAAAGCGUCAAUUGGGCCUCCAGUACAGCGGCACUGAUUGCUUGGGUUUUUAUUUCAACGCAGUUUUCAUCUGGAAAGACGGAACUGCGGAGGUCACGGGGUCAAAACGCCGCAUGCAGAAACUCCUCACCAACGUCUGUGUGUGUGCGUGUGUCUGAGUGUGUGUUUAAGGCCAAGACUUGUUCCUUUGUGGUUUAAUCGUCACAUUUUGGCCGCAUCAUUAUCGUCGUUCAGGUCCUGGGGAAAAAAAAAAAAAAGAAAAGAUGUCGCUGUUUUUAGUGUGUAAUACUGCCCCCUGGCGGCCGUACGUCCUUUUUCUUUUUUCAAUUCGAAUCACGGGUUCUUUUUCUUUCCUGUAUGCUUUACAGCGAACUUCGGGGUGCAAACACACACAAAAAAGAAACCAAAACACAAAUCUAUUUUUUGUCCGGUUGCCCGUUUGAUCGUGCGAUGCCUCCGAUUGACACCGACCGUUUUGGGGGAGCGUGUCGGAAAGACGCCCCGUCAUCACAUUGGUUUCCAUCGCAUCUUGCGGACCCACGUCUUGCAUCCACGCAGGUUUUCCAAAGAUCAAAGAUGUUUGUUCAUUGUUUAGUCGAUCGAACCUGACCGCGCGGCGGACCAACGGGACGAUAAAGUGGACGCUGGGGUUUCCGCAUUUUAUUUUCGAAAGGCGCUAACUCAUCCGGAACUGUACAGAGUAUGUUUCAAGGGGAUGUUUGCGAUCUAUCUUUUUAUAUUUUGAAGAGAGAGAAAAUAGAAACAUAUCAAGAAAAGUGUCAUCGUUGAACAGAUUUCUACUACUGAGACUUAAAAUGUAUGAAUGUCAAUACGAACUAAUGUGAAACCAAUCUCCAUAGCAGCUUGAACGAAUUAACUGGUUGGAAGUCAUGAGAUGCUUUUCUUUUGUUUGUUUGUUUGUUUUUUUUCCUCCCAGAGACGUUAAAAAUUGCUGCAAUGCGAUGAACUUAAAUAAAAUGGGGGAGAAAAUUG
Hippocampus zosterae (dwarf seahorse) is the source of this 6433-nucleotide messenger RNA. It is a transcript of the gene kcnc3b, whose product is annotated as potassium voltage-gated channel, Shaw-related subfamily, member 3b. Gene Ontology annotation, cellular component: voltage-gated potassium channel complex; neuronal cell body membrane; axon. Gene Ontology annotation, molecular function: protein binding; delayed rectifier potassium channel activity. Lineage: Eukaryota; Metazoa; Chordata; Actinopteri; Syngnathiformes; Syngnathidae. Gene Ontology annotation, biological process: potassium ion transmembrane transport; protein homooligomerization. The record is from RefSeq and is a predicted model, not a curated record.